Messenger RNA from Salarias fasciatus (jewelled blenny), 1810 nucleotides. RefSeq names its product adaptor related protein complex 5 subunit sigma 1 (gene ap5s1). NCBI's taxonomy places the organism in Eukaryota, Metazoa, Chordata, Actinopteri, Blenniiformes, Blenniidae. The transcript is spliced from 3 exons. Gene Ontology annotation, cellular component: AP-type membrane coat adaptor complex; cytosol; lysosome. Gene Ontology annotation, biological process: double-strand break repair via homologous recombination; endosomal transport. The coding region runs from base 71 to 679 and encodes 202 amino acids. The record is from RefSeq and is a predicted model, not a curated record.
GGAAGUGAAAGAGCUGCAGCGACUCGCAGGGUCCCAGAACCUGGUGGUACCCGGCGGAACCCGGUGAAACAUGGUUCUGUGCUUCAUGAUCCACACCGUGUGCCCGCUCGGAGCGCUCUCCCCCGGGGACGGCCGGGUCCUGUACUGCCGGAUGUUCGGCCCGGAUGAGGGCGUCCUGACCGGGGAGACCCGGGAGCUGAGUCCGGAGGAGAAGAGGCUGCUGCGGAGGGAGAAGAGCGCCGUGGUGGCCAGACUGGUGCAGAGCGCCGCCCUGCUGGCCCGCCAGGCCUCGGGCCGGCCCCCAGCGGACUCGGCCCCCGGUCCCGGGGAGGAGAGCCUGGCCCUGCAGGAGGCCGAGGGCGGCGUGGUGCGGCUGAGAGCCGGGGAACCGUUCUCCCGGGAGCUGAGCGCCCUGUGGCUCUCCGUCCACAGUCUGGGCUUCACGCUGCUCUGCGAGCCCCACGAGAACCCGCUGCUGGCCCAGGGGACCCUGAGGACCCUGACCCGGCUCUGCCUGGACCACCUGCACCUGCUGGGCCCGGGCAGUGAGGUUCUGCUGAGGAGCAACCGGAUCGACGCCCUGCUGAGCCGCCUGCUUCCUCACGGCCAGCUGCUCUUCCUCAACCACCGCUUCGCCCAGAGCCUGGAGAAGGAGGCGGCGGCCUACAUGAGCAAAUGAGGGUGGAGGAAGGGUGGAGGAGCAGCGGUAAUUUGUCUCCAGCCUCUUGCUGCCUGAGAAGCUUCUCUUGAAAAGAAACAUUGUCAACUGAGUGGAGCGCUCAGCCCAGCCCCGCCCACCGAGCCCCGGUCUGAUAUCCACCUGAUAUCCAUCCAGAUGAGCUGCCUCCACCCAGCCUCCACCCAGUGACCUCCACCCAGUGACCUCCACCCAACCCCCACCCAGUGACCUCCACCCAACCCCCACCCAGUGACCUCCACCCAGCCUCCACCCAGUGACCUCCACCCAGUGACCUCCACCCAGUGACCUCCACCCUCGGUCGGGACUGUGAGCUGGUUGUCUCCUGACUGAUUCCACAUCUGUUAAAACCACAGAAGAAGAGACAGUGGAUUAAUGUUACUAUAAAAAAGAAACGUUUGGAUUCAUUCAUUCAUUCAUUCAUGAAAGAUCAUUUAUGAAUGAAUGAAUGAAUAACACUGAUCACAGACUCAUCACUUUCAGCUUCUCUCCUCCUCCUCUUCCUCCUCUUCCUCCUCUUCCUCCUCGUCCUCCUCUUCCUCCUCCUCCUCUUCCUCCUCCUCUUCCUCCUCCUCCUCCUCCUCCUCCUCUUCCUCCUCCUCCUCCUCCUCCUCCUCUUCCUCCUCUUCCUCCUCCUCUUCCUCCUCCUCUCAGGACUAAACUACAGACUGAGGAGCAGAAAACACAAACGGAGGACUUUCAGAGGUUUUUCUCGUUCGACCUGCGGCCCUCAGUUCUCCUGCUCCCCCAGCAGAGGGCGCCUCCACCCUCCACCCCGGAUGGAGCAGCUUCAGGCUCCAUCAGCGAGGAAAUGUUGACGACAGACGGUCAACGAAACUCCGCCGGACUUCAGUGAAGACGUGAGAGAAGAGAAGAGGUUCUGUGAACUCAGAUUUAUAUAAUAAAAGCCAGAGAUGAAUGAAUGAAUGAAUGAAUGAAUUAUUUAUUUUUAUUUCAACAAAUAAAUCAGCUGAAAUUUAGAAAGAAGAACAGAACCAAAAGGAAAAAGAACCGCGUCAAGUCAAGCUCAUGUGAUCCUUUCUCAUCUUUCUGAUCAAGAACUGAACAGUUUCUUGAACGUUGGAACACUUUUCUUGGUUUGGGCUUUUUCUA